UAUUUAUUUAUGCAAAGUGGGACAAGGGAAGUAAAAUUAGCUGGAAGUUGUGAGAUGGAGGAUUUAAUAAGUAAAGUUUAGUAUGUUAUUGUACAAGUUUACCCAUAUGAAGUAGUAAAUUAGCAUUUCAGUAAUUUUGUUGAGAAUACAAAAGAGUUUGUAGAAACAAGAGAAUAGUUGAAUAAAAUAGGAGCAAAUGUUCGAUUGAAAUUGGAUGAUUGGCCAACAAUUGAGGAAGUUAAAAUGUUAUUCUAAUUAAAUAUGUAUUCAAUUAUAAGUAAAAUAAUUAAAGUUAGAAUGCAAGAAAAAGAAGUGUUAAAUGGAAUGACACUGAUAAACGUUUAUUUUAUUGGAUUGUUAUUAGAUAUUGUUUAGUUAAGGAUAUUAAUUCACUUGUAAAUAAUAAAUAAAUCAAUAGACAUUAAAUGAAUGGAGAGAUAUUUCUAAAAUGAUACUUGGACAUAAUGCACAUUAAUGCAGAUUAAAAUGGGAAUAAAAAUAUAAGAUUUCUCUUUCUGAAGCUCCUUGGACAGAAGAAGAAGAUUAACUUUUAUAAUAAGUUCAUGAGUAUAGAAUUUAUAAUUUUAUAAUUUCUUAGAGAGUUUAGUAGAUUGGGAAAAGAAAAUAAAUGGUCUUAAAUAGCCAGAGAAAUUUAUAAAAGAUCACCUAAUAAAAUAUUUAGAUAACCAAAAUAAUGUAGAGAAAGAUGGAUUAAUAGAUUAGAUCCUAAUAUUUGCAAGUAUAAUAGUUAAAAAAUAUCUAAAUUAGUGAACCUUGGUCUAAAUAAUAAGAAAUAGAUCUAUUAAAAACUAUUUUAAUAAGGGGUAAAAAAUGGUCAGAAUUAUCAGCAUUAUAUGGUAGAGUAAGAACAGAAAAUUCACUUAAAAAUAAAUAUAAUUCACUUUUAAAAAAAGAAAAAUUAAAAUAUGAAUUUGAAACAAUAAAUCCAUUAUUAUUUGCUAAAGUAUAAAAAUUAAGAAUGGAUUAUGCUAAAAAAUAUGGUAAGAUUACACCUAUAGAAGAAAUUGAUAAUUAUGAAUGGCAAUUUAUUGUUUUAGCUAUAUAAAGUUUAUAUAUUGAUUUAUGUGUUUAAGAAGGUAAAUAUUAAGAAGCUUAGAAAAUAAAAAAUGAUGACUUUUUUGAUUUGUUUCAUAAUGAAAUCACUUAAAGUAUUCGAAAUGAUAUAUUAUAUAAAAAGCAUUUAAAUAUUAAAAGAGUUGAUAAUCAAUUUUAUAUUGAAAAUGAUAGAUCAGGUGUAGUAAUAUUUAAUAGAAAAACUAAAAAAUUAUUCAUAUCUCCUUUUAAUACAUUAGAUUUUUAAGGAAUAAUGUUAAAACAUCUCUAUAAAUCAAUAAAAAGUGAAGAAAAUAAUAGUAAAUGUCCUACAUUAACAUAAUCAGACCAUAAUAUGUUACUACUUUAAUAAUCAAUAGAUGAUAUUAAUAGAUAAAGUAAUAUAUAACCAAUACUAUUAUUGGCUAAUUAACCUUCAUUUAUGAUGCCACUAGGUUAGAGUAUGAUUAAUAGUUAUUGGUUACCUCCAGUAUUACCAUGUAUGUCAUAAUCUAUAGGUGGUGGUGGAUAUUAGUAAUAAUAAUAAUAAAAUAUCUAAAACAUUAUAGAUUAGAAAAAAUAAACUAGUUUCGAUGAUUUAUUCGGAAAUGAUAUUAAAGUCGUUGAUUCAGAUGGUGAAAAAUGA
This is a messenger RNA of Paramecium sonneborni, 1699 nucleotides long. Lineage: Eukaryota; Ciliophora; Oligohymenophorea; Peniculida; Parameciidae. The record is from the annotation of a GenBank genome assembly.